CGGACGACAGCGUGAAGCUCCAGUUUCAGCACAGCAACAAACGACCUCAUCUCAAAGCGUUUCAGAUACCACUACUUGGGAGACACUCAUGGAGGUGGCAGCCAGUGACAAGUGGUUCUGCUGCAGCUGGCUCCGCCACAAGGUUCCCCGGAACCUCAGGGAGGAACUGUACUACAUCCUGAGGAUGAUGGGGCCCAUUCUGAUCACUCGAAUUCUCGAUUCUAUGCUUCCUUUCGUGGUCACGAUGUUCUCCGGCCGUCUGACGAGCGAGGUGAUGGCCGGCUAUGGAUUAGCAACUGCUACUGUCAACAUCACCACUGCAGCAACAGGACUCGGUUUGGAGCGCGCAUGUGAUACUUUAGUGGCUCAGACUUUUGGUGGAAAGAACCUGCUGCGUGUGGGUGUUAUAUUUCAGCGAGGCAUCAUCAUCCUGCUGUUGUUCUGUCUUCCAUGCUGGGGUCUGCUCCUCAAUGCCCAGGCCAUACUGCUGCUCCUAGGCCAGGACCCUGAGGUGACCCGAAUCGCUCAGCUAUACAUUACGGCAUACCUUCCAGCAAUACCCGCCAUGUUUCUACAUUACCUGCAGGUGUCCUACCUACAGAACCAGGGUAUAACACUGCCACAGAUGUACACUUCUGCCAUGGCAAACAUUGCCAGCGUGGUGACAAACUACGUCCUUAUUAAAGUGCUCCAUCUAGGGGUUAAUGGAUCUGCAGCAGCCAACACCUUGUCCAAGAUCUACAUCUGUGUCUUCCUGUUUGCUUACACAUGGUGGAAAAAGCUGCAUAAAACAACAUGGGGAGGUUGGUCUGUGGAGUCACUACAAGGGUGGGGGGCCUACAUGAAGUUGGCUAUUCCCAGUACACUGAUGAUAUGUUUCGAAUGGUGGAUUUAUGAAUUUGGUGGAUUUUGUGCAGGGAUGCUGGGUAAAGAUGAGCUGGCAGCCCAGCAUGUGUUGUUAUCGGUGGCAAACAUGAUCUACAUGAUCCCGCUUGGCAUCCAGGCCGCAGCCUGCGCUCGAGUGGGCAACGCUCUGGGUGCAGGAGACACAGCAGGGGCGCUUCUCACCUGUAAGGUGUCGCUCUCGCUUACAGCUGCCUUUGCUGUUGUUGAAGGCAUAACGCUCAUCUCUGCCAAAUCCGUGAUUGGCUUCAUCUUCACUUCUGACCCACAGAUCAUCAGUCGAGUCUCUUACGUGAUGAAUAUUUACUGCUUCCAUCAGUUAUUUGAUGGUAUUGUGGCUGUGUGCAUUGGCAUCUUUAUGGGCACUGGGAAGCAGAUGAUAGCAGCUGUGUCUAAUUUUAUUGGCUACUACUGCAUUGGUUUAACACUCUGUCUUACGUUCAUGUUUGUUGCCAAAAUGAACAUUUUAGGUUUCUGGUUAGGACUCCUUAUUUGCGUCAUUCUACAAUCCACCUUUUACAUUUUUGUCAUAUUUCGACUGAACUGGAAGAAAAUCACAGAUGAGGCAUUGAAACGAGCCCGGGCAAAGACAAAAGUGGAAUUACUAAAUAAAUCUAACCAGAGUGCCGACCAGCCAGAAGACCAAGACCAUUCAGUGGAUGACUACAUGCAAGUGACGACCGAGUGCCCCGAUGGGAACCCAAAGAGCCAGUAUGUCAUUAAGGAGAGCGUGGACCAUCUCUCCGUUUCCCAGCUGAUAAUCCGAAGAGGCAUCGCCAUAUUUAUUGUAGUGGGUCUCCUGGUUGUGGGAGUUGGUGUGCACUUCCUGCUGCCUUUGCCAGAGAGCCCGCUCUGGAAGGCCAACUUCACAAUGGAGGUGCUCAAUGCCACAUACAGUCCUUUGCAAACCUCUGUUACUCUGCUUGACUCUUCCUGAUCUUAAUCAGUCAAUUAUUUGAUUCAAGGUUGCAUUUUUCAUCAGACUAUGAGUACAGGAGUUGAUCACACACAAUUACCGUAUUUCCUUGAAUAGCCGCAGGGGCGCUAAUGAAUUUAAAACCUCUUCUCACUCCUGCGGUUACCAAAACCAUGCGGAAUGGGCAAGCAUGCGCUAAUUAUUUUAAAACCUCUUCUCACUCCGGCGCUUACCUUAUCAUGAAAAGCACAUUUAAUAAAAAAAACGUUAUUAUGAUCUUACCUUUACUUGUAAAUGGGUCCAUGUGCAGCUGCUUCUGAUCAAAGGCAGUCUUUCUUAUCUUUCUUCAGUCUUAAAAGUCUCUGGAGAUAUUCCUUUAAUUAUUACCUCCUGCUUCGAUUGAAAGUCCAGUUUAGAAAACUGUUUUAUUUUAGAUAUGUAAUCCUCCAUGUUAAAAGUGCAAGCAAACAAUCGCUGCUCAUGCUUGCUGCUUGUUGUCUUCUUCUGCAGUACUGGUCUCCUGCAGUACUGGCAGUCGCAAGAAGGAUCACUAGCGCCCUCUACCACCAGGAGGCGGGAGUCAUUUAAAGACUCAUAUUUGACCCGGCGGAAGUGCCAAGCAUGCGCUAAUUAUUUUGCGAAACGAGUUUGACCCGGCUGUAAUUCUAGGCAGGCGAAUACUAUAUAUUCCCGGCGGCAA
Molecule: messenger RNA, 2519 nt
Organism: Entelurus aequoreus (snake pipefish)
Lineage: Eukaryota; Metazoa; Chordata; Actinopteri; Syngnathiformes; Syngnathidae
Product: multidrug and toxin extrusion protein 1-like
Exons: 19
Coding region: 89-1840 (583 amino acids)
Biological process (GO): xenobiotic detoxification by transmembrane export across the plasma membrane
Cellular component (GO): membrane
Molecular function (GO): xenobiotic transmembrane transporter activity; antiporter activity
Source: RefSeq, a predicted model, not a curated record